Thelazia callipaeda (thelaziosis nematode) is the source of this 1092-nucleotide messenger RNA. The record is from the annotation of a GenBank genome assembly. NCBI's taxonomy places the organism in Eukaryota, Metazoa, Nematoda, Chromadorea, Rhabditida, Thelaziidae.
AUGCUAAUUCUAACCAGUUUUCCGACAACGACUCUUAUCGGUUUGCUGAAAACAGCUCGUCUUUUGAGGUUAGUACGUGUAGCUAGAAAGUUAGAUCGUUACUCGGAAUACGGUGCUGCUGUCCUGUUAUUGCUUAUGGCAACCUUUGCCCUAAUCGCUCAUUGGCUGGGCUGUAUUUGGUAUGCAAUUGGAAGUGCCGAGUUGCCUCAUAAAGAAUUUACAUGGCUUCAUCAGCUUGCACGUCACUUGAAUGAACCAUAUUUGUCAACGAAUGGAAGCGUGCCAACUGGUGGUCCGUCACUAAAAUCACGCUACGUCACAUCGCUUUACUUUACACUCUCAACUAUCACCUCAAUUGGUUUCGGCAAUGUUUCUGCUACCACUGAUUCUGAGAAAAUUUUCACUAUAAUCAUGAUGAUUUUAGGAUCUUUAAUGUAUGCGUCUGUGUUCGGCAAUGUGUCUGCGAUAAUUCAGCGCCUGUAUAGUGGAACAGCGAGGUAUCAUACAGAGAUGUCAAGAUUACGGGAAUUCAUUCGGUUUCAUCAGAUUCCGAACCCUUUGAGGCAAAGGCUGGAGGAAUAUUUCCAGCAUGCGUGGUCCUAUACCAAUGGCAUCGAUAUGAAUACCGUGUUGAAAGGUUUUCCAGACUGCCUUCAAGCGGAUAUCUGUCUGCAUUUGAAUCGAAAUUUGCUCAAUAGCUGUCCGGCGUUUGCAGGUUGUUCACCGGGAUGUCUCCGAGCCUUAAGUAUGAGGUUUCGAACGACGCACGCUCCACCGGGAGAUACUUUGGUACAUCGAGGAGAUGUUCUUACUGGAUUGAAUUUUAUUGCACGAGGUUCGGUAGAGAUCUUAAAGGAUGAUAUGGUUAUGGGUAUUCUCGGGAAAGACGAUGUCUUUGGAGAAAAUCCAUUGCUUCACGAGGAUGUUGGUAAAUCAUCAUGCAAUGUUCGAGCCUUAACAUACUGCGAUUUGCAUAGAAUAUUACGGGAUGACUUGCUUGACGUGCUCGAUAUUUAUCCUGAAUUUGCCGAAAAUUUUUGUCGUAAUCUAACUAUCACAUACAACCUGCGAGAUGUUAGUUGCUCUUCUUGA